This is a messenger RNA of Symbiodinium pilosum, 1542 nucleotides long. The record is from the annotation of a GenBank genome assembly. NCBI's taxonomy places the organism in Eukaryota, Dinophyceae, Suessiales, Symbiodiniaceae.
AUGGCAGCCACGUUGGACACGACUCUCCUGCAAUCUGUGCGUGAGUGCUUCGAGCGUUUAUUGAGUUUUGCCAGCAACAUCACAGGGGUCACAGCCGAUUUUGGGAACUUGUGGCUGAAACACCAUUCAGCCAUCCGCAGUGUCAUCCCAGAGCGUCCUGUGUACUUGACCCCCAUUAUUCAGCUCCCUAUGAUAUCUGCUUGCUUCAAAAGCUGUGAACAGAUUCUUUUGGUGACAUGGGGUUCACAAGAGGACGUGGAAAGCAUGAAGCCCAAGUUCCUCUCAGAUUGCAAUAUCGUGCUAGACGUUGACCGGCUUGAGAUACUAGGCAUCGAUGCCUCCAAAGACCCUCGCUGGGCGAGAUAUUUGAAUUUCGAGACCACCGCAGAAGAUGAUCAAGCCCUUGGGGCGGAAGUGCUGAGCAUGGUGCAACGGAAGAUGGCUGAAGUCAACGUGCAAGGCAAGAAGGACAUGUUUAUCAAAAGUGUCAUCGUGACGACUCGGCUGAGCAUGUUCAGCGACAACUUACGUCAAGGCACCGGUCUUCCUGUCUUCAAUGAGCUUACCAUGCUGGACUUGUUUUCGUCAGCAUCUUCACUAAGCCACUACAACGAUGCCAAAGUCUUGUGUCGUUUGGAUGAAAAGUUAGCUAAGCCUACAUCUCCGACCACAUCAUCUUCUCCGAGGUCCUUCAAGCUGGCUUGCAAGCUGGGCUUGCUGCAGUUGGAGUAUAACUAUCCGCCAGCUUUUGGGGAUGUGGAUCAUCCUGGAACAUUUGGAUUCCAGACCUGCCCCCGUGUUGUGGGGGGACUUACCUUUGAGAGGGCACAGGAAGGUUCCUUUGACCCAGCCAUCCUUGAAAAUAUGGCCAAACAGAUCAAGACGCUGGAGGAUGAUGGAGUGGUUGGAAUCACAGGAAACUGCGGAUUCAUGAUGCAUUACCAGUGCUUUGCACGCUAUGUUGCCAACGUCCCUGUGUUCAUGAGCGCGCUGAUCCAAGCAGCUACCAUGGCAGCAGCAAUGGAGCCGGCAGAGAGGGUUUUGAUCCUAACGGCUAACGCAGCAAGCCUGCAGCCUGGUAGGGACAAGCUGCUCUUGGAGAGCGGGAUUCAGGUGACAAACUCCGAAAAGUUUGUGAUCCGAGGUUGUGAGAGCUUGCCAGGAUUUGAGGCAGUGGCGAAUGCAGAGAGGGUGGACACCAUCCGAGUGCAAGCGGCCAUUAGCAGCUAUGUCUUGGACAUCAUCAAGGAAGAAGGUGCCAGAGAUGAUGCUGGGAGUAUCAAGAUGAUUCUCUUGGAAUGCACCGAGCUCCCGCAUUAUGCGGACGAACUGCGACGCAUGACUGGUCUUCCAGUCUUUGAUGCAGUGACAUGCGUCAACUACUUUUUCCGAGCAACCGCAACCAACAAUUGGAACACAAAGACCUUUACUCCGCACAACCCUACUUUCUGGUCCCAGAACUUCGACGCCAAGGGCCGUAUGCGCGACAAUUGCACUGUCACAGGCACUUGCCAGGAUGAAUUAAUCACUGAGUCUGGAUGA